AUGGGCAAACUACUCCUUCUGACCGGUCUGGCUCUCCUACUGCACUUCCAGCUGAGUGCAUCUACCAAUAUUGUCUGUUACUUCACCAACUGGUCGCAGUACAGACCUGGAAUUGCACGUUACAUGCCUGAAGAUCUUGACCCUUGCCUAUGUACUCAUGUGAUCUAUGCUUUCGCUGGCAUGACUAGCAACCAGAUCCAGACCAUUGAGUGGAACGAUGUGGCUCUCUAUGGCGGUAUCAAUGGACUCAAAAGCUACAAUCCUGAUCUGAAAACAUUGCUGUCUGUUGGAGGCUGGAACUUUGGUACCCAAAAGUUUUCUGACAUGGUUUCCUCUGAACAGAACCGCCAGACCUUUAUUCAGUCUGCCAUCUCCUUCUUGCGCAAGUAUGGUUUUGAUGGGUUGGACAUUGACUGGGAGUACCCUGGGCACAGAGGCAGCCCUGCCGACACCCAACAACUGUUCACAGUCUUGCUCAAGGAAAUGUAUGAAGCUUUUGAGACGGAGGCUUCUCAAACCAACAAACCCAGACUGUUGAUCUCUGCAGCUGUAUCUGCUGGUGUGGGCACCAUCGAAACUGCUUACCAGAUCCCAGAGAUGUCCAAGUACAUGGACUUGAUCAAUGUGAUGACCUAUGACCUCAGAGGAUCCUGGGAAGGUUUCACUGGUGAGGAUAGCCCUCUGUUUGCAGGACCUGAAGACCAAGGCUCCUAUAUUUACUUUAAUGUGGACUAUGCUAUGAACUACUGGAAGAAGAAUGGUGCUCCAGCUGAAAAGCUGAUGGUGGGAUUUGGAGCCUAUGCCCGCACCUUCACCCUCACCAACCCUUCUAACCAUGGCCUGAAUGCCCCAACCUCUGGACCAGGUAAAGGUGGAGCCUACACCCAAGAAGCUGGGACACUGGCAUAUUUUGAGAUCUGUACCUUCUUGAAGGGUGGUGCCACUGUUGUAUGGAACGCUCCUCAGGAAGUCCCUUAUGCCUAUAAGGGAAAUCAAUGGAUUGGCUAUGACAACCCUAAGAGCUUUGCCAUCAAGGCUAAGUGGCUGUUGGAGAACAACUUUGGAGGAGCCAUGGUGUGGGCCAUUGACCUGGAUGACUUCACUGGCACAUUCUGUGGGGAGGGCAAAUACCCUCUAAUGAAUGCCUUGAAAUCUGCGUUGGGAGUCACCACGCCAAACUGCAAAGUGCCAACAACAACCCUCGGCACCAAUGCAAAUCAGCCUGCCCAGCCUGCCACACCAGCCCCAUCGUCGAGUGGCAGUGGACACUCUGGUGGCAGCGGACACUCUGGUGGCAGCGGAGGCACCUUCUGCAAGGGAAAAGCCAGUGGCCUCUUCCCAGAUCCCACCAACCGGAAUGCCUUCUACCACUGCGUGAACGGGAAGACCUUCCUCCAAUAUUGCCAGACAGGCCUUGUGUUUGACUCCAGCUGCUCAUGUUGCAAUUGGGCCUAA
This is a messenger RNA of Elgaria multicarinata webbii, 1455 nucleotides long. RefSeq names its product acidic mammalian chitinase-like. The record is from RefSeq and is a predicted model, not a curated record. Lineage: Eukaryota; Metazoa; Chordata; Lepidosauria; Squamata; Anguidae. Gene Ontology annotation, molecular function: chitin binding; chitinase activity. The coding region runs from base 1 to 1455 and encodes 484 amino acids. The transcript is spliced from 11 exons. Gene Ontology annotation, biological process: carbohydrate metabolic process; chitin catabolic process. Gene Ontology annotation, cellular component: extracellular region.